Necator americanus (New World hookworm) is the source of this 1671-nucleotide messenger RNA. RefSeq lists its product as uncharacterized. Bases 1 to 1671 code for a protein of 556 amino acids. Gene Ontology annotation, molecular function: protein binding; palmitoyltransferase activity. The transcript has 12 exons. The record is from RefSeq and is a predicted model, not a curated record. NCBI's taxonomy places the organism in Eukaryota, Metazoa, Nematoda, Chromadorea, Rhabditida, Ancylostomatidae. Gene Ontology annotation, biological process: protein palmitoylation. Gene Ontology annotation, cellular component: Golgi membrane.
AUGAGCACUCUACAAGAAGCCACUGCUCGUGCAGUGGAGGCUUGUCAGCGAGGUAGUAUGGAAGCGUUGGAAGCGGCACUACAGGAAGGUGUACCUCCAAAUGCAACAGACGCUGAUGGAUGCUCUUUAUUACACUGGGCUGCCAUAAACAACCGCUUAGAGAUCAUAAUGAGACUGCUUGAUUUGGGAGCGGAUCCUAACGUCGUCGGUGGACUACUGGUUUCAUCUCCACUCCACUGGGCCGCACGUGUCGGACAUAGCAACAGUGCUGCACUACUUGUGAAGGCUGGCGCUGUAGCAAAUGUACGUGACACUCAAGGCUACGCUCCAAUUCAUUUGGCGGUACAAACCAACCAGUCAACACUUGUUGCAUAUUUAUUGGAGAAAUUCGACUACUGCAAAGAUAUUACGGAUAAUAGUGGAAUGACACCGGUUAUGUGGGCAGCAUAUCGUACGUUUGGAAUGUUCCCAAUACGUCUUCUAGUAAGAUCUGGAGCGAAUUUGAACGCUCAAGAGCAUCUAUCCGGUAACACCGCUCUUCAUAUCGCAACGCAGGAAAGGAACUAUUGUUCCAUCAGAGAGUUAUUGGCAGGGAAUGCAGAUCCUCUCCUUCGUAAUAAGCAGCAGGAGACUCCCAUCGAUAUUGCAAGAAAUAUGAGGAAUCAUAAGAUUAUUGGUAUGCUCGAGGAAGCAAUGUCGGCGCGUGGUGUUAGUGCUGCUAAGUGCACCGCUUGCGACAACAUCCCGUGGAAGAAAGUCAAUCGCUCUGCAGGAUUAUUUAUUCCGGGUAUAUUGCUGGCUUUAAUUGCAUUGUUGUUCCAUGUAUUUCACUAUAUGAUUGUUGGUGCUAUUCUCUUCGUGGCUUUCGUCAGUUUCCAAUGUGUUAGCAAGUAUGAUUUCCAUACAGCUUCGCAGAGUCUUGUUCCGAUCGGUAUAUGCAUUGCGGAACCUGUUUGUAUGAUCGUCACAUGGUGGUUAUCUCUUCGUUAUUUUGUCUCCUGGUGGUUACAAAUCUCUUUUCUUCUCGUUAUGUGCGUGCUAUUCUGGUCGCUAUUCAAAAUUGUGCUCUCUAAUCCCGGUGUUAUUAAACCAAAUGAAGGUGCACGAACCCAGUUCGUUGAAAUGCUUGAACUUUGCGAACGUGUCAACUAUUGUUUCACUUGUUGGGUGAACAAACCAAAAGGAGCAAAACAUUGCAGUAUUUGUGACAGGUGUGUCAUGGAUUUCGACCAUCAUUGUCCAUGGCUUCACCAGUGUAUCACUAUUCGUAAUCUGCGUAUAUUCCUCGUUUUUGUUGCUUGUGUGGCCCUAUCGGCUGGGAUAUUUUCCUACGCAUGUACCCAUCUCAUUUAUCUCAGAAUCCUUAGGAUCAGUGAAGGAGAUUCCACUUUCAAAAUGAUUGCAAUUGCCGACGGAAUCCUUAAAUCGAGCGGUUGGAUGUUGUUUAGUCUCACUCUUGCCUUCUUCCAUGCGAUAAUGUUGUCGGCGUUAUUUAUCAAUCAGUGUGUACAGAUUUCGGAAAAUAUGACGACUAUGGAUCGCAUUCGUCACAGCCGUGGCCGUCACUAUGCUCAUCUGAAUUCGGAGUCAGAUGACAACUCUCCGGAUCUGUCCUUCACAUUUUCUAGGCGUAUUCGAAACGUCGUCGAUUUCUGCAUUGCCUCUUUCUGA